GACUUUGGAGAUGCAAUCAACUGGCCAACCCCUGGAGAGAUAGCCCACAAGACUGUACAGCCACAGACUCAUAAGCCUCAGCCUGUACGCAAGCUGCCACCCAAGAAGGACAUGAAGGAGCAGGAAAAAGGAGAGGGGAGUGACAGUAAGGAGAGCCCAAAAACCAAAUCUGAUGAAUCAGGGGAAGAGAAGAAUGGGGACGAAGACUGCCAGCGUGGUGGGCAGAAAAAGAAAGGGAGCAAACACAAGUGGGUUCCAUUGCAAAUAGACAUGAAGCCUGAAGUACCCAGAGAGAAGCUAGCCUCCCGGCCCACUCGUCCACAGGAACCAAGACACACACCUUCAAACCGUGUGGAAAUCAAAGGGUCUGAGGCUGCCACCUACAUGCCUGUGUCUGUGGCCCCCCCCACCCCAGCCUGGCAACCAGAGACCAAACCGGAGCCCACCUGGCACGACCAGGACGAGACGUCGAGUGUGAAGAGUGAUGGGGCUGGUGGGGCGCGGGCUUCCUUCCGUGGCCGUGGACGGGGGCGUGGUCGAGGCCGGGGACGAGGCCGGGGUGGCACUCGAACCCAUUUUGACUACCAGUUUGGCUACCGAAAGUUUGAUGGUACAGAAGGACCUCGCACCCCUAAGUACAUGAACAACAUCACGUACUACUUUGACAAUGUCAGCAGUACCGAGCUAUACAGUGUGGACCAGGAGCUGCUGAAAGACUACAUCAAGCGUCAGAUUGAAUACUACUUCAGCGUGGACAAUUUGGAGCGAGACUUCUUCCUGAGACGGAAGAUGGAUGCUGAUGGCUUCCUUCCCAUCACCCUUAUUGCUUCCUUCCACCGAGUGCAGGCCCUCACCACUGACAUUUCACUCAUCUUUGCGGCCCUAAAGGACAGCAAGGUGGUGGAGAUUGUUGAUGAGAAAGUCCGCCGGAGGGAAGAACCUGAGAAGUGGCCUCUUCCAGGUCCUCCCAUAGUAGAUUAUUCACAGACUGAUUUUUCCCAGCUUCUCAACUGCCCUGAGUUUGUUCCCCGGCAGCACUACCAGAAGGAGACAGAAUCAGCGCCUGGCUCUCCUCGUGCAGUCACCCCAGUGCCAACCAAGACGGAGGAGGUUAGCAACCUGAAGACACUGCCCAAGGGCCUGUCUGCCAGCCUGCCUGACCUGGAUUCCGAGAACUGGAUUGAAGUCAAGAAGAGGCCUCGGCCUUCCCCAGCACGACCCAAGUCAGAAGAAUCCAAGUUCACCCACCCAGCCUCUCUGCCUCAGCACCUACCUUCUCAGCAGCUGGUGUGUAAGGAUCAGGAUGAGCAGGAGGAACUAGAUUUCCUGUUUGAUGAAGAGAUGGAACAGAUGGAUGGACGCAAGAACACCUUCACUGCCUGGUCUGAUGAGGACUCUGACUAUGAGAUCGAUGACCGGGAUGUCAACAAGAUCCUCAUCGUCACCCAGACACCACCUUACAUGCGCCGGCACCCUGGAGGGGAUCGCACUGGCAACCAUACCUCUCGUGCCAAGAUGAGUGCUGAGCUGGCCAAGGUCAUUAAUGAUGGGCUCUUUUACUAUGAGCAGGACCUGUGGACUGAGAAAUUCGAGCCUGAAUAUUCCCAGAUCAAGCAAGAAGUUGAGAACUUCAAGAAAGUCAACAUGAUCAGCCGGGAGCAGUUUGACACACUGACCCCAGAGCCCCCUGUGGAUCCCAACCAAGAAGUUCCUCCUGGGCCACCACGGUUCCAGCAAGUUCCCACUGACGCCCUGGCCAACAAGCUGUUUGGUGCUCCUGAGCCCUCCACCAUCGCCCGCUCUCUCCCAACCACUGUCCCAGAAUCGCCAAACUAUCGUAACGCUAGGACCCCCCGCACACCCCGGACCCCACAGCUCAAAGACUCAAGCCAGACGCCACGGUUUUACCCCGUGGUGAAAGAAGGACGGACACUAGAUGCCAAGAUGCCUCGAAAAAGGAAGACAAGGCACAGCUCCAACCCACCUUUGGAAAGCCACGUGGGUUGGGUGAUGGACUCCCGAGAGCACAGGCCCCGGACUGCAUCCAUUAGUUCUAGCCCCUCAGAAGGGACACCUGCAGUUGGCAGCUAUGGCUGCACUCCUCAGUCACUGCCUAAGUUCCAGCAUCCUUCCCAUGAGCUGCUCAAGGAAAACGGCUUCACACAACAUGUCUACCACAAGUAUCGGAGGCGCUGCCUUAACGAGCGGAAGCGCUUGGGCAUUGGCCAGUCUCAGGAGAUGAACACUCUGUUCCGCUUCUGGUCCUUCUUCCUCCGAGAUCACUUCAACAAGAAGAUGUAUGAGGAGUUCAAGCAGCUGGCUUUGGAGGACGCCAGAGAGGGCUACAGAUAUGGUUUAGAGUGCCUUUUUCGAUACUACAGUUAUGGUCUAGAAAAGAAGUUCCGGUUGGACAUAUUCAAGGAUUUCCAAGAGGAAACUGUGAAGGACUAUGAAGCUGGCCAGCUCUAUGGGUUGGAGAAGUUCUGGGCCUUCUUGAAAUAUUCCAAAGCCAAAAAUUUGGACAUUGACCCAAAACUACAAGAAUACCUCGGCAAAUUCCGACGUCUAGAAGACUUCCGAGUGGACCCCCCCAUGGGUGAGGAGGGCAACCACAAGCGACAUCCUGUGAUAGCAGGCGGUGGCGGUGGUGAGAGCAGGAAGCGAUGCCCCUCCCAGUCUUCCAGUAGGCCGGGUGCCGUGAUCAGCCAACCCCCUACACCACCUACUGGCCAGCCCACCCAGGACGAUGCUAAAUGGACAAGCCAGCACUCGGACACACAGACUUUGGGAAAGUGAAAGUCCUGAGCCCCUGGGGCUUGGGGGAAGGGGCGGGGUGGGUAAGGUCCAUGGAGGUGCCCGGUCCCAGGAGAGGGGACACAGAGAAGGGACAGGCCUAGUGUUCACAGGACAGGCCUGUGCUGAGGAGCUGUGUAUGCGCCAUUUGGGCUGUCAGAGGUACCCUGGGUAGGAGCCUAUGUGCAUCCCCUUCCCUUCUCUUCACGACUCUUCCAUCCUAGCUUCUUCUAAGGGGGGAGGGACAGGGGGAGAUUUUUAUAUAUAUAUAUAUAUA
Messenger RNA from Octodon degus (degu), 3070 nucleotides. RefSeq names its product La ribonucleoprotein domain family member 1 (gene Larp1). The coding region runs from base 112 to 2796 and encodes 894 amino acids. Gene Ontology annotation, molecular function: RNA cap binding. Gene Ontology annotation, biological process: mRNA stabilization; positive regulation of translation. Gene Ontology annotation, cellular component: cytoplasmic stress granule; cytosol. The record is from RefSeq and is a predicted model, not a curated record. The transcript has 17 exons. Lineage: Eukaryota; Metazoa; Chordata; Mammalia; Rodentia; Octodontidae.